Messenger RNA from Mya arenaria, 4742 nucleotides. Its product is annotated as glycoprotein-N-acetylgalactosamine 3-beta-galactosyltransferase 1-like. The record is from RefSeq and is a predicted model, not a curated record. The transcript has 4 exons. Lineage: Eukaryota; Metazoa; Mollusca; Bivalvia; Myida; Myidae. The coding region runs from base 284 to 1222 and encodes 312 amino acids. Gene Ontology annotation, molecular function: N-acetylgalactosaminide beta-1,3-galactosyltransferase activity. Gene Ontology annotation, cellular component: membrane.
GAACGUUUUCCUUUUAUGUUUAUAAGGCUUGUAUUACAAUUGACAGUAUGUUUCACUCUGUAUUGAGAUGAGUGGUUUUGAAUUACACUCUUCAUGCUUGAAUAAAAUAUCCAAGAAAUUUACACCUAAUAUGUUUAAUAUUAUGUGAUGUUGAGGUAUUAGGCAUUACAUGCAUACGACACUUAAAAUUAGUAACCGGAUUACAUAAUAUGUGUAUGGAACCCUUGACCCGGUUUUUUAAAGACGAAGCUGUCACCCGACAGAUACCGAUUGUAAGGACAAGAUGAAGAGAGGGACUUUAAACUUCGUACUAGGGCUUACCUUUGGUCUAGUUUUUGCGUACUUUGGCAACAUCUACUUAGCAACCUCAGAGGACGAACCCAGUUUCAAGGUUCCAAGAGGCGGGCAUUCGCAUCAUGGAAACGACACAGAGGCAAAAAAACUGUACGAUCAAGUUCGAGUUUUAUGUUGGGUAAUGACAAGUCCCCAGAGUCUAGAGAAAAAAGCCGUUCAUGUGCGUGCCACGUGGGGUCAUAGAUGUAAUAAGCUUAUAUUUAUUAGUUCAGUGACUAAUGCUAGUUUUCCUACGAUCGGAGUUAAUGUUUCUGAGGGUCGCAAGCAUUUGACUGGUAAAACUAUGAAAGCGUUUCAAUAUGUGUUCCACCAUCAUUUCGACGACGCUGAUUGGUUUAUGAAAGCCGAUGACGACACAUACACUAUUUUAGAAAACCUACGUUAUUUCCUCUCAAGCCAAAAUAAAGAUUCGCCAAUUUUUUUCGGUCAUCAUUUUAAGCCAUAUGCUAAACAAGGGUACUUAAGCGGAGGCGCGGGGUACAUAAUCAGUAAAGAGGCGCUAAGGAGAGUUGGCGCUCACGGAACGAAAGCAUCCAUGUGCCGCCAAGAUGGCGGAUAUGAGGACGUUGAAUUUGGCAAGUGUAUGCAGAACUUGGGGGUUAAAGUUGGCAAUUCCACUGACCGGUUCGGUCGAAGUCGAUUCCAUUGUUUUGACCCGGCUACACAUCUGAUUGGCGUCUAUCCGAAGAUGUAUUACACUUUUGACGCACACGGAGCCAAAAAUGAUCGAGAGAGCAUCUCCGACUAUGCAAUAAGCUUCCAUUACGUUCUCCCGGCCAACAUGUACGUACUGGAGUAUUUCGUUUACAAUUUAAGACCGUACGGUAUUCAUUACGAACAUCAAGAUUUAAAUCAGGAAGUGAGGUAAAACUGGAAAUGACGUAGCAGUAAAAGUAAAAUAUUUUUAGGUCAAUGUUUUGUUUUGUUUUUUGUUUUAAUUUUCGAGUGAAUUACAAUAAGUGACUAAUAGUGCAAAAGGCGUUAUGCUUUGGGUCGUGGUUACAUAUAGAAAAUACGUGGCUUUUGUGAUGUGAGGCAUGUGGCUUAAGUGAUAUUACAGUCAGACAUAUGGUUUAUAAUCCCAGAAAAGGCGACUACAAUGGACAAGUGGAUUUUGGUACGUGGAACAUGUGAUUUUUGUGAUUUUACAGUGAAUCACAUGGUGGUGAGGGCUUAGCAAAGGUGACUGUUUGUGUGGACUUCCAGAGUUGUAUAGACAGUCCAUAAGUCAUAUUACAAAUCAGCUAUUGGUUUACAGUGAUUGUUGUUUUUGGAAAUUAGGAAGGUUAUCAAUCUUCAUCGAUACUUCACCGUCUUUUUCAAUCAUUCAUUCAAAGUUAUUGGUUAUCCAGAUCCAUUUUAAUAAUUAUAACACGUAUUAAUAUAGCAAAAAAAGAAAACAGUUGCUCGGGGGAGGAAUUUUUUUAAAUUCGUUGAGUACCGUGGGCGCUUUGAUUCGUAAACUCUAGUAGUCUUGAAUAAUUAAUGAGGCAGUUGCAUUGUUUCCACAAGGUACCAAUGUGGACAAUUGACUAGAAGAAGUAUUCUUGCGAAAUAAUUAAAACAGCUGCUUCGAAGACAACUAAUAAUAAAUGAGUAUUAGUAUAAUAAAAGAAUAUUUAAACAUAUAAACAUGCAAUUUCAUUUGAAGAAGGGCUGUCUCCGCUGCCUGAUGCAUAUUUAUAUAAAAUAUAUAUUAUGAAAUAUGUAUUAUGUCUGCCAAUUUUCUCAAGGCAUGUUUGAAGAAUAACGGAAGAACAACAUGAUUGUCGCUGAUGCAUAUAUGUUUUUAGGAAAAAGGGAUAAAGUAAGGCCGGUGUUAACGUAAAAACUAGAUACUGCAUGCAUUCUGUCCCUAGAUGUGACAUUGAAAAUAUGCCUGCCUGUGAUAUAUUUUUCAUUUCGGAAUAUCAUUUUAUCAUGCAACUCAAUUUUGUUGCAAAGGGACAUUCCGUCUGUAGGGUUAAUGUCUGAGACUGUUCAGUUCCCCUCCGUAUUUUAAAUGGGUCUUAUAAUUUCAUGAGAAAUACCACCAGUUUUAAAACACAUGUAAGUAUAUAUUAAAUAAUUUUGCAAAAGAAAGAUAAGACUGUUACAUAAUAUUUUAUUCUGCUAUUUUUCCUUUCUCUUUCAAAUUUUAAAGGCAUGGUUAUUUUUUACUGUCAGCCUUGUCAGUGUUUUGAAAUGUUUCGAAAAUAUUUAAUAAAUAUGCUUUACGGAGGUUUUAGAGAUUAUUCAGUAAAAUAAAAUUGACAAUUCACUGUUUCAAACAACGGAAAUAUCAAUUUGAUGGUAUUCACUGUUUUGAAAUUAAGUCCGUGUUCACAUCCAAAUGAAACUUCAGCGCGUUCAAGGCUUUGACGCAUUUAAACGACGUCAUUUUCGAACUAACCUUAUGUUGGUAUUUAAUAUCGGCGCACCUUUUUUGUAAAAUGCAAUUCAAUGUCAUGAAGUUUUAUUUUUAAUGCAUAAAAGAAAAAAAAAUCAGUGUAACAUCGCAUUAUUUUUAACCGCGUUGACAGCACAGAAGUGAAAGACAAGGCCUUUCCUAAACUCUUUAUAAUUCUCAGUUAUUGAAUACUUUCUGGCCGUACCCACCACUUUUGUCCUUAUGCUCAAAUUGAAAGAAAGAAAUAAUGUUUAAUUUAGUUUAGUUUCAAACAAUUAAGUAGCAUUUUUGAGUGAUUCAGAUAUCUUAAGAGAUUGAUAUUUUUUACGUGAGAUGAAACUUAAAUGCAUACUUUUAAUACUAAUGAAACCAAGUUUGUAUAUGCUUAAAAAUGACAUUAUCACCAAAACACUAGCAGAAACAUUUUUCUUGACCUCUCUCAGAGGACUCUAUUAAAAUGUUCAAAAAACUAAUAUAGGUCAAAUUUUACCAAUAUGGAGGCGUCUUCGCAUUCAGUCUUUGUAUACCACCUGAUAGAAUGCUUGAAAAUGCUACGUCGGAAGGCAAUAUUUUGCUUUGAAUGAUGAAUUCGAACAAAGAUAACUUUAAUAUUAUCUUCACCAUGUUAAAUGAAACAGUUUCAGAGCGCCCUUUUGGUCUUUUACAAGAGUAUAUUUAGAAUUUAGUUACCUCAACAAACUUCGACAAACUUUUUCACCAAACCGACGCCUAACGGAGCGCUGUCAAAUAGUAUUUGAUACAACUAAUCACCUAAUUAAACUCUGGUAAAAAAAUAAAGUCGGGAUUCUUUAAGCGACAUCGACUGCCCAGUUGACAGUUGAACCUUACUAGAUAUAUUGGUAUCUUAUCAUGUAAUAUUUGUAAAUCUACUAUAUCCCAAACCCUUAAAGUGACACUCUUAUUCAAAAUAAAUAAAUACACAUGCAUAACAAACAUCAAGUUUGACUGAUAAACUUUUAACUGCUCACAAAAUAAUGCAUUUAUGGAAAAUAUAAAUUACUUAUAACAAGAUUAUAACCGUGUAUUUAAUAGCAGAAAGAGCAAAAAUAUAAAAUGAUUGGUGAAUUCUAAAAGAUUUACUGUGGUCUACUAUAGUCUCAUAUGGUAGAAAUGCUGUGUUUUAUGCUCAUUUCUUUCAAAUUGUACUCGGUAUCAUAAGAGAACCAUUGUUUUCGACAUUUAUUCACCCUUUUUGGAAUAUUAAAACAAUAUAAUGAAUUGUGGUUUAUCUUUUUUGGAGUAAGAGUGCAUCUUUAACACAAGCACCACUCAGGAAAUACAACUCAACGAACGCCCAGCACAUAAUAUACUACUUUGUUUGGUUUUACUGUGCCAACUCUUUUACAGUGGCCUAUUUACGGUGCUAACCCUUUUACAUUUGCCUAUUUGGGACACACAUUUUGGGGUCCCAUAUACAUACUACCUUUUGACACAUUUUAAAAUAAAAAAUGUAGGAUAUUUUUUAACUUGUGAGAAAAGAAGACACAUGUGUCAUCUGUUUAUGCAUUUCCUAACUAAUAUUUAUUUAUGCAUUUCUUAACUACCACAACUAUUAAACCGAAUGCUGGAAUCGAACCCGCAUUGAAAUUUUACCACAGCUGAUUUAAACGAGGGCGUAUAUCUCUCGCCCAUAAAGGCAUCUGAUCAAAAACGGUUAUUGAAUUAUAUUUUAAUGUAAUAUGAAAUCAAUAUUGGUAGUUUUUUACCUUUACAUAAUACCGUUAAAUCUAUUUUAAGAUUAAUUCAGAACACUGAUCAAUUUAUUUUUUAUUACAGCUUUUUCAUUCAUUCAUGCUAUUGUGCAAUUUAAUUUCUCAUAAAUGAAAAUGCGACACCGAAGUCAUUUGUUCAUACACUGAUAAUGUAGUAAAAAAAUGAUCGGUGACAGUGCUCAAAUAAAUACUUGUAUUGGAUUUGAUACACUUUUAUUCGACUUUGUUAUGAUGCAAUGUUUGGAAUAAAUGCUUAUAUUUUUCAA